This is a messenger RNA of Doryrhamphus excisus (bluestripe pipefish), 3627 nucleotides long. The record is from RefSeq and is a predicted model, not a curated record. NCBI's taxonomy places the organism in Eukaryota, Metazoa, Chordata, Actinopteri, Syngnathiformes, Syngnathidae.
ACCAUCUAUGAUGUUGGUAGACCUGGAAAGUAGCGGCUUGUGAAUUAAGUUGUUGGACAAGUGGCCCACCAAGGUAAGCUGACAGCAACCAGACGUGAUGUUGGCAUGCGGUGUCCUGCUUGUCACCGGCACGUUGCUGGCGUCUGCAGUCCUGAGUCACAGCUGGAGACCCUGCACAGAUCUGCUGCCUCUCGACCUCCUGGCCAGGGUGUUGCAGCAGCAAGGUCAAACCGUGCCACCACAGGUGCAGAUGGUACAGUCCAGGGGGUCCAGAGGUCUUCGUUUGUCCAGUGCCAUGGCAACAUCGCUAAGUUUCCCUGCCUCUCAAAUCUUCACCUACUGUGACUUCUUCCCUGCUGAGUUCUCGUUGGUCAUUACUUUCAAGAUGCCGAGGCUGAGACAGAAGAGGAACGAGUAUAUCUUUUCUAUGGAGGCGGAGUCACUGUUGCUAGGGUUACGUAUUUCACAGAACUGCAUCCAUUUAAUGGUCAAUCAUCCUAGCGCCGGGAGGCGGAGCCGGCUGAGCUUCAAGGAGGUGCAGUUGGAUGAUAACCGCUGGCACACGAUAGUGCUGGCUGUCACUGGACCGCACGCGGCUCUGACCAUCGACUGCGGACUGCCUCUGGAGCUUACACAGGUCCCCCCCUUCCCUGCUACCUUAAGCACCAGAGGGUCCAGGGUCUUCAUAGGCACCAGGAAGAAGCGAAUGGGACGCUUCUCCGGUUUACUACGUCAGCUGGUUCUGCUGCCCGGUUCAGAUGCCACUUCUAGGCUGUGUCCCAACUCAGACCCUCACCUGGCAGAGCUGGUUGUCCCCCAAAUCCUUCAGAGGUCAGAGUGGCCCAGUCCAGUUUACCCUUAUGAGGCGGAGGUGACGGUGACAGCGGGGAGUUGUCCGCCUUGUUCCCGUGCAGAAGAAGGUCAGCUGUGGUUUAAUGUCCCAAGGAAAAGCGUCCUCAUGUGUGAUGGCCUCAUGUGGAAAAGUCUAUUCGGUGGUUCUGAACGAUUGGACUACUUGGAGGACUUCCAGGAUUUGUACACAUUCUCCGAAACCUUCGACGUGGAAGUCUUCUCCAUACCGCCUGCAGGCCUCUUCAUGGCUGCUGCCAACAGGGACUCUGGGCCCGGAUCGGGUAUCUAUAGGUGGACCAACGGGUCUUUUGGGCUUUAUCAGAAUAUCAGCACUCAGGAGGCUCGAGCUUGGAAACAUUUCACCAUUGAUGGCCAGUCUUUCCUCGUGGUGGCAAACUCCAGGGAGGCGGAGCCGGAGCUGUCAGUCAUCUAUCGGUGGAAUGAGCGGCGGCAGCGUUUUGUGCGGCAUCAGACGUUGGAGACCCAUGCCGCUGUGGACUGGGAGGCCUUUCACAUGCACAACCACAGCUUCCUGGUGGUAGCCAAUCACAGACGAGCCAGAGACUCCAAUCACAACAUCAACAGUGUCAUCUACAGGUGGAACCCCAAGUCCAAGAUAUUUGAGGUCAACCAGACCCUGUCCACCUCUGGAGCGUACGACUGGGAAUUCUUUACCAUCGGACCGUACCACUUCCUUGUGGUCGCUAACACCUUUGACGGUCAGACCACCGUCAUCACCUCAACCGUUUACGUUUGGCUGAAUGGACGUUUUCGGACCUUCCAGAACAUCCCGACGGUGGGGGCGACAGACUGGGAGACGUUUGAGAUUGAUGGCAGGUUCUUCUUAGCUGUGGCCAAUAGUCAGAAGGUGUCGGAGCUAGGCCCGAGUCUCUAUAGCAUCAACUCCACCGUCUAUGAGCUCAGCACCAUCAGCUGGACCUUCAUUCGCUUCCAAGACAUCCUAACCCACAGUGCCCUGGACUGGGAGUUCUUCACCGUCGGACAGGAGAAGUUCUUGGUGGUAGCCAACUCUCAUGAUGGAAGGUCAUACUCUGUGAAUAGUGUGGUCUACAGGUGGCAGGGCUAUGAGGGCUUUGUUCCUGUUCACAGCCUGCCCACAUUCGGCUGCAGAGAUUGGGAACACUUCAGCACAGACAGAGACUCUUUCCUGGUCUACUCCAGUGCCACCUCCAGACUCAGCAAGGUGUUCAAACUCAGGACGUAUUGAUAGCCUCUUGCUCUUGAGAACUCGUUCCAGACCAUCCAUCCAUCUGGACAUCUGGAACCUAUCCCAGGUGACUGUGGUCCAAAGACACAUUACAUCGAUCCUGCUACACUAUCAGUAAGUUUUUGUAGACCUGAAAAUGGAACCUCUCACUUGCAACCAACAUGCUAACGUUGGCGCUUGCACAUACCUAAAAAAUAAUAAUGCCUGUAGCUAGUUCCUAUGCUAUCAUGAUCGUUUUUAUCGCCCGUUGUCAGGGUUGAGUGCGAAUGGACGCUCAGGGCAGUGCUGUUAGCUGUUAGCAGCUUGUUAGCUUCCUUUGUUGCUCCCAAUGAAAUCCGCUUUAUUAUUUCUCUAAUUCUGUUUUUUAUGUUUAAAAUGUUUUGAAUUCGUUUUUUUUUACCUUUUACCACCCUAGAGUCUGUAAAAUAAAAUAUUGGUUAAUUAAAUUAAACAAUCUUUACAUAUAUUUAUGCAAUACAUCACUGGAUAAUUUUGUCCAGUAAUUCAGAAACUGAUGUAGCUUUGCUAACUUCGCUAAUGCUAACACACAAUGCUACAAAAUCCUCAAGCAGUAAAACAAAAAGCGGUAAUUACACGGAUACAGCUUAACUCGCGUGUACACAGCCACACUAGCAUGUUCUGCCAAAGCUAAACUAAACUAGCCCAGUUAGCUUACAUUCAUGCUCCGUAAGAGAUAAGUGAUAAAGUAUUUGUGUGUUUGCCGUUUCAACAUGUUUAGUUUGGGAGGGCGACAAACUAAUAAUUAAGCUAACUGCUCACUAGUAGCAUCAAUAGUCAUGGCUACUUGUAUCACAAAUAAAGCUGCAACAACAAAACGGGAUGUGAUGCUAAAAGUAUGGAGCUAGGAUGCUAAUGCUGCGUUCCAAAAAAAACUACCUCCCACUCGGAGUUUCAUGCACUCAGGAAUACAGCCAGGAAGCUAAUGCUGUGUUGUUGACGGCUGUAGGGAAGCAGGAAAUAUCUUUUUUUUAAGCUUCUGAGGUUCAAACAUUUGAAAAUGCCGUCUCUUUAAAGGGCGCUGGACCUUAUGGCUGGACUCAUGAAAAAGAGAAGGCUCUUUAUUUUUCUUAAUUUAUUUCCAGGACAUUACUAAAGUUAUGUGUAAAAUCAGUAUACUCAUGUACAAAACAUAUAAAUGUUUAUUAUUUAUAUAUAUAUUAUACUCAAUAUGCAACACAGUGUUUUGUACAAGGUUACCACUGUCAUUAAUUGCUUGAAUUCAAUGACAUAUUCCAUGCAGAUGAUGAAUGAUAACCGACACAUUUGUACAUCCAUAAGUCAAACCCACAGCGCACUGGCUGACCCGCGACUAUACUUAAGCGAGUAAUUGAAAUGAAAUAAUAAUUUUAGAAAAUAGCCUAGUGUGAAUAUGCUGUUGAUUGCCCCCCAUGUUGUGUUCACACAUAAACGCAGACUUUACUUACAGUCAUGCAUUGUUUUCAUUGCACUUUCUGUAUUAUGUGGAUAUGAUAUGUGUGUUUCAUCUGGUAAGUCCACCAUUCUGAUUAUUAAACAUCGGCGCCAUA